AAAUCUUGGAACACUUUCGGUAGCCAAUAGAUUGCGAUUUUCAUAAAAGUAUUGUCCCGCACCUCUCUUUGGACUGUUAUUUGAGCCAUUUUUGCGGUGGAUCAUGGUAACAUUUGUUGAGAACAAGCAUAUAAAGCGUCGCUUACUACAAAGCCUAGUCAACCAUCCUCUUUACAUUUAUUUUCCAACAAUGAGAACCAUCACUAGCCUAUUUGCAGGUCUAUGCCUUUUGUCAAUGGUACUUCAAGCUUCUGCUCAUGUUACAUUCACCAUAGCAACUGGCCAGCCUGGAAGUUACCUUUAUACUGGGCUUCGCGUUCCUCAUGGCUGCAGUGGCUCUGCUACCACUGCCAUCUCUGUUUCUGUUCCGGACAAUGUCUACUCUAUCAAGCCAGAGGUCAUCGCUAACUGGAACCUUACCAUUCAGUAUGUCAAUCUGACCACUCCCAUUACCAUAGAAGGACAGCAAAUCAAUCAAACGGUAUCAAACAUCUCUUGGUCCAAUGGUCUUCUUCCCAAUGAUCAAUUUCAAGAAUUUGGUCUUCAGAUUCAACUGCCUUCCACUGGAUACAAUAACACAAAUACUCUCUGGUUUCCAGUGGUUCAGACAUGCGUAAAUGGAACUUCAACCUGGGGAGGCAUCGCAAACACUUCUUCAUGGAACCAGUACUUGGGAUAUCCUGCUCCUCAUAUUGACCUGGUCAAUGCCACUAGCUCCUCUUCAGCAGCACAACCAUCAUCUACUGUAGCCCACAGUGCUGGCGUAAGCGUCUCAGCUGGUACUGCAUCGACCUUGAUGUUGCUUCUUGGAACCUUUGUCGCAAUGCUCGCGUAGGACACUUUUUUUCAUAUCCUUGAUUUCAAAACGUUACAUAAAAAGUGUUCCAAACUUUGCUUAAAAAUAUUAUAAGUUCAUAGUUACAACACAGUACCUAAUGCUGAUAAUACAUAAAAAUGCAAUCUUAAAUAAAAAAACUCUCUAGCUCAAAACCAGUACAGAAUUUCAAAACAACAGAU
Umbelopsis ramanniana AG is the source of this 1017-nucleotide messenger RNA. RefSeq lists its product as uncharacterized. NCBI's taxonomy places the organism in Eukaryota, Fungi, Mucoromycota, Umbelopsidomycetes, Umbelopsidales, Umbelopsidaceae. The record is from RefSeq and is a predicted model, not a curated record. The transcript is spliced from 3 exons. The coding region runs from base 104 to 835 and encodes 243 amino acids.